AUGAAUGUUACCAACAACACAAAUGCAAAAACAAAGAAUGUAUUAGACAAUUUUAACUACUGCAAGGACUUUGUAAAAGUUGAGACCGAGGCAUUUAUUGUUGCUGCAUUCAUGGCCCAUUUCAAGAUGGAAUCAUAUGAAGGUAGCAUUAACAUCCCUACAUCUGUACUGAAUGGAACGAAGGAAGAUAGAGCUAUGUGGCUACACCAACAUGUGAAAGAAAUAUUCUGUCAAGGAAGGGAUGGGGAGAGAAUCAUAAGAUGUUGGAAGUUUUUGUUAUUAAUUUUCAAGUGUUAUAACCACAACAAGUAUGCCUUAGCCACUCUACAGCUAUUAGCAAACAUCAAUACUAUGUUGACACCAAGGAAAGCUCACUCCUUGAUCUGGAACAGGACAGUCAACAACAAGGGGGGGAAGGGAAAUAACAUUUCUCUGGAUUUAAGAAUGGAACAUAUUGUUCACUUACACAAGGAGAUGCUUGCCAACCUUGGUGUAAACCUCACUCCAGAGUGUGCUCUUCGAUGUAGCAAGGCAGUAAAACCUGUGGAAGACCUUCUGAGGACUGUGGAUAAUGAGCUGUUAUGCAGGAGACCAUCUGGUAAACAUACAGUCACUCGCUCACAAUCAGAUUUUGAACUUAUCGUUAAUGAACUCCACAAUAAAGGCAAGGUAUUUCAAUGCACACCAGCUGACAACAGGCAGUAUGGAUGCUUCCCAAAGUUCAAGAAAACACUGGUCAAUGACCUCAACUACAACAAACUUAACAAUUGGAUAAACCAUACACAAGAAACAUUGGUCAAACAAUGGAAAAUAGAUCUGUGGAGGAAAUCGUCAAUUUACUUUACUAAAUUCAGUAAUAACCAGCAYAAAAGUAUCAAUAUGUUUUGACUUCAGGCAGAAAUGGGUUUUUAUUUUUAAGUCAACAAUAAUUUGUGGCAUAGUAAUUUAUGUGACAGAGUCAAAAGACACUAUUUUGGACAGUAAUUAUUUAGUCAUAAAUCUAUAUUUUUAAUUAGGAAUGCCUCGUGUACACAUAGGAAUGUAAUUCUUUAGUUAACUGUUUGCGUGGAAAAUGCGUAAGCAAGAAAUAAUUUCCGUACGUAAUUACAUUACAGUGAGUCAUGCCUAGGUUUGGCGCUUGUUUACGUAAGUUCGUGUUUGGGACAUCCUGUUUGCGCCUAGGGCGUGCAACAUUGCAUAGGAUGUGUAAGGUCUUAAGAAUGCAGGUUUUUCCAUAAAAAUAGGCCCAAACUAAGCUUAAAUCAGUGUAGUAAAAGUUCUUGAAGACGUUGCACAUAUCAAGACAAGGAAUUCUCUACGAUGUAAAGAGAUAUCCUGUAAUCUCGUUYCCGUUUUUUUUCAUGUAUUGUAAAGUUGUGUGAAUUUUUCAAUAAAUUCUUUUGUCAAAACCACUUGCAAUCUGAUUCAUAGCUGAGCGCCUUGCCGCCGGUUACAUUUAG
This is a messenger RNA of Actinia tenebrosa (Australian red waratah sea anemone), 1460 nucleotides long. RefSeq lists its product as uncharacterized. Lineage: Eukaryota; Metazoa; Cnidaria; Anthozoa; Actiniaria; Actiniidae. The record is from RefSeq and is a predicted model, not a curated record.